Bradysia coprophila is the source of this 7941-nucleotide messenger RNA. RefSeq names its product Rab3 GDP-GTP exchange factor (gene Rab3-GEF). Gene Ontology annotation, molecular function: guanyl-nucleotide exchange factor activity. Gene Ontology annotation, biological process: regulation of Rab protein signal transduction; regulation of apoptotic process. The record is from RefSeq and is a predicted model, not a curated record. Gene Ontology annotation, cellular component: cytosol. Lineage: Eukaryota; Metazoa; Arthropoda; Insecta; Diptera; Sciaridae.
UUCAAACAGUCGAAGCUGAGCUACCACAACCGACAGACGAAAAUUUACCAUUUUCCAUCAUCAAAUUUUCCAAUAUUUUAUUUUGUGAAAAACCCUACACAUUCAGUGGCAUUGGGCUUUCAUAAUUUUUUAUUUUGUUGUUGUUGUUGUUGUAAAACUUUAUUGUAAAAGAAUUACUGUGACUCGAUGUGUACAACCUGUAAAUAAUAUUUUGAUAAAAAUGGAAAUUAGUUGUGUGUAGUGUGCAUAAAGUGUUUUUAUCGUUGCGCACGUUUCAUGAAAAACAUUUGUAUGUCAAUGGCAGUGCAUAUGAUUACACCCCGAAAAACGAAAAUGACUUGAUGCACAGAUAGAUUAUAAUGGCGGAGCAACAACGACAAUCACUAUGUCCGAGACUCAUCGAUUAUUUAACGAUUGUUGGGGCCAGAUCUCAUACAGUUGGACGAACUGGUGCGGGACAAAACCCUUCAAUACAAAUACCAGAACUGCUACGUCGAUAUCCACCCGGCGACCAUGCAGACUUUCCGAUGCCAAUCGACAUGGUAUACUUUUGUCAGCCAGAAGGUUGCGUUAGUGUUCAUCCACGGAAAACUGGGGCAGCCAUUCGAGAUGCAACAUCGUUUGUGUUCACAUUGACCGACAAAGACUCAGGAAAAACUCGUUACGGUAUUUGUGUCAAUUUCUAUCGACCCAUCGAAAAAUCGGUACCCGGUGUUGUUGCAUCACCAAAUACGAAACAUGGUCGCAGCACGGCAUUUCGCAGAGAAUCAUGGCGGAAAAGUAUGGAGAAAAGUUCGGAUUCAGCAUUUUCAAGCUAUAGCCUUUUAACUUCUAGCGACUACAGAAGUAACGUAGCACCGAGCGAUUCGGAUCGCGAUUGUCCCAGUCGCCGUGAUUCGGAUUCACAUCAUCAACAUAUCGGUCAAGCACCGCCCCGUCUCGGAAUAACAGCGCCCAGUGCCGAUUCCGAAUCAUGUGGCAGUAAUUCACCAUCGCCGCGUGCAUCAAGACGCCGAUCGAAAAUACGCAAUCAUUCGUUAACAUCAUUGUGCCUGAUAUCACAUCAUCCAUUUUUUACCACAUUCCGAGAGUGCUUAUUCGUACUUAAGAAACUAAUUGGUGCAUGCAAUGAAUCAUCAAGUUCGAAGUGUUUGGGAGGUUCGAGGCAUCGUGACAAUGUCUGGACAGUAUUAACGGGUCAACCAACCGACCAGACAUCGUCAAUAGUUUUACACGAUGUCAAGGAGAUUGAAACCUGGAUUUUACGAUUACUAUCGGCACCAGUGCCAAUACCUGGUUCGACGCGUAUCGAAGUUGAAGUUCUUUCACCGACCGUACAUGAACCGCUGCUGUUCGCAUUACCGGAUCACACUAGAUUUUCAUUAGUCGAUUUCCCGUUGCAUUUACCAUUGGAAUUGCUAGGUGUCGAGACAUGUUUGAAAGUUCUCACGCUCAUUAUUUUGGAGAAUAAAGUGGUGUUUCAAUCAAGGGAUUAUAAUGCGUUAUCCAUGUCAGUUAUAUCAUUUGUUACAAUGGUUUAUCCGCUGGAAUACAUGUUCCCCGUUAUUCCCUUAUUACCAACAUGUAUGGGCUGCGCAGAACAGCUUUUACUUGCACCAACACCGUUCGUUAUUGGCAUUCCAGCCUCGUUUUUGAUGUUUAAGAAAAACUUUAGAUUACCAGGUGAUAUUUGGCAUGUGGACUUAGAUUCGAAUAAAUUAACUCCACCAUCGGAUUUGUCUGACGAAAUUCCACCGUUACCCGAACCGGAAGGAACGAUACUAAAAAAUCAUUUGAAGCAGGCUAUGCAACUUAUGGAUCAGGCUGGAGCUGGUGCUUUGAAUUCAAUGAGUUCAAACAACCAAAAUGCGUCAAAUCAACAAUUGCUUCCAUCAGUCCGGGAUAGUCUUGCAUCACCGCAAAUAUUAAGUCCUAAGCUUCCACUACAUGAACCCGGUUCCGGCUAUUCAAGUCAACGUAACUCCGUAUCGUCACAAGGAUCACCAAGAUUGCCUAGUCCCGCGCAUACCCCAUCUAUAAAUCCGUUCAUUUACGGAAGUGACGUCGAUUCGGUUGACGUUGCCACUCGUGUGGCAAUGGUUCGAUUUUUCAAUUCGCAAAACGUGUUGGCCAACUUCACCGAACACACGCGAACACUUCGGCUGUAUCCACGGCCGGUGGUCGCGUUCCAAAUAAACAGUUUCUUACGAUCACGACCCAGAGCCUCGAAUUUUUUGGCCAAAUUCGCACGUACACAAGCAGUCGAAUUUUUGGCCGAAUGGUCUUUAACUCCGACCAACGUAGCAUUUUUGCGUGUACAAACUGGUGUUUUGGAUCCGACGCAAAUAGGCGAUAAAUCGAAAUGGUUUGCUCACACACUGACGCCGAUUCGAUUUUCAGUGUGGGAUGAUGGCAGUUCCAUGAACGGAGCGCUAAGAAGUUUACAUAAUCAAACGGAGAGUCAACCGGCCGAUGACAGUGGUUCGGAUUCUGAUGGGGCUGAAAGUACAAGUUCAUCGUACUCGUCAUUGAGUGAUUUUGUAUCGGAAAUGGUGUCAUCUGACCUAUCGCCUAGCAUACACGAUAAUCAACCGCAUCAACAUCACACAAAUCCCAACAUGUCCUCAAAUUUAGAUCCCAAACUGGUGUAUCAUCCACCCAUAUCAUUACAAUUUCCCGAAGGAAUGGAGCCAAAGCCGAAAGUUGAAUCGCGACCGGACUCGCCGAAUUCAUCAUCAUCUAGUCGUUCCGAUUUAAGUUCACCGAGCUUUAAUCGCGAUUCGGAAUUCGAGUUUCCCGGCAAAGUGAAAAGCGAUAUGGUUGUGCUACGAGACGAAGCUGCUGGCAGUUUUGAGAAUGAAUCUGACUCGAAUUCAACCACAACGCCGAAAACGAUUAUGUCGGAACAGAAUGUGUCGAAGGAAAGUCUAGUCGGGAUGGCUGAUAUGGAGAAACGGCGGCUACAGCAAAAAACACCGAUACCGCCAAUUAGCCCGAAUCUGGGCCGUCAAACGAGCGCCGGCAAUGUUCUGGCAAGAACAUCUUCUUCUGGAUCAGCCAGUUCGACUGGUUCACAUCCGGCACUUGGAUCGGCUGGAUCACAACGACAAGGUUCGCAGAGCUCAUUGUUUGAACAUUUUGCGAGCCAGGCAAAGGAAUUGGUAAAAGAAACUACGCGACAGAGCAGUCAAGACGGACUGCUGGCUCAUGUUGAUAAGUUGAAAGAACCAGGAAAGGAGAAGAAAUCCGAUGAGGAGACGAAUAUAUUUGCUCCUUUCGAACAGUUGACUCUACAUGCGAAAAAAGCUGCCGAAGACGCAUCGAAACAUGCUUUGGAAGCGUCGAAACAAGCAGCAGGUGUCAGUAAAAACACGUUAGAAGAUUUAACGUAUGUUGGCAAGUCGACGCUUGGCGAUCUAACCAAGACAGCUAAGGAAGCAGCUGCCAAAAAGGGACUAAUGAAAACAGACAUAUCCCAGCAGCCACAACAGCAACAACAAGUUUCACAACAACAAUUCCAAUCGCAAAGCGUACCGGGAAAUUCUUUGGUCAGCCAUGGAUUGAUAGCUGGAACGGGUAGAGAUUUCUUUUCUUCAUUCAGUAAUGAAAUAAAUGGCAUUACAUCGUCAACGUCGUCAAUGUUCUCGGGACUGUUUGGAAAGAACAAACAACAGACUCAACAGUAUCAACAGUCACCACAACGAAAUCAAAACCAACAGCAGCACCAACAACAAUCCAAUAAAACAAAGCUUCCAUUUGAUCCGUUUCCAUCACGAAAGGUUCUCGUCGAACGGUCGCCACUGAUCAAACACUCGGGACCACGUCAGACGCAAGAAGAAAUUCAGCGCCAACAGAAUGCAGAACGAUCCACAAGCAAUUCCGAAAAUCAAGCCUUUCUGAAUGAUUUAGUCACUCAAGUUCUAGCCGGUGAGGGUGUGGGCUGGUUGAAGUUAAAUCGAUUGAGGAAACUGAUGGAAGAUGAGUCGUAUCGUAUGCUGGUGCUAGGCAAAAUGAACCGAACAUUGGACAAGAAAAUAGCUCCGGACGAUCACAUCGAUGAUGUGUGCGUACCGAAACCGGUGUGGAAAGGCAUGCUAAAAUGUAUACACUCUAUUGCGCAUGGAUUGGAGGUGACUUAUUCAAAUUUUGGACUGGGUGGAAUGGCUUCUGUCUUUCAAAUGAUGGAAAUUGCGCACACUCAUUUUUGGAGCAAGGAUUUAACGGAUGGUGGAGAUCUGACAGCGUCGUUGUUAUCAAGUCAAUCGGUGAGUCCAAUGGGUAGCAGAGAAAAUCUAAAAUCUCCUCAAAGCCCGACAGCUAGCGAAUUGGGAUCUAGGAAGAGUUCUUUUGCCACCGAUACGGCAACGAAUCGUCGAACAUCCGUGCACGAAUCGGGUGAACAUCACCAAUCCACAUCGGAAAUGUUCAAGGACAUGUUGUCGCAAAAGCGAAACAUGCUCAUGAGCAAAUUGACGUCAUUCGAUUCAGACGCAACUGUACAUGGUUCGUCUGGGGCACUGUCUGUCGCCAGUGAUCUGCCAACCGGUGGUAUUAUGCCGGGUAGUGGAUCUUUGAUACCAUCGAUAUCUUGUCGAUCAACUGUAUCCGACACAGAAUAUGAGAAUUUCCCCAACAAGUCCAAUAUGAAAGAUAAAAGUCGAUCUAGUAGUAUUUGGUCGGGAAAAUCAACAUUAAGCGCCGGAUUCCGAUACACCGGUGGGCAUUUAAUCAACACAUCAUCAUCACCAUCACCUGACGCUCCACGUGUGUAUUUAUUCGAAGGUCUAUUGGGAAAGGAACGAUUGAUACUAUGGGAUCAGAUGCAAUUCUGGGAAGAUGCUUUCUUGGACGCGGUCAGUCAGGAACGUGAUAUGAUUGGAAUGGACCAGGGACCCGGCGAAAUGAUGGAAAAAUAUAAAUCGUUGAGCGAUUCGGAACGGAAACGUUUGGAGCACGAUGAAGAUCGAUUGCUGUCAACGAUGCUCUUCAAUUUGACAGCUGAAUUGGUGAUGCUGAAUGUGAAUAAGGAGGAAAUAAAACGAAAGGUCAGGCGCUUAUUGGGAAAGAGUCAUAUCGGUUUGGUGUACUCGCAAGAGGUGCACAAUCUCUUGGAUCAAGUGUUGAAUUUGAAUGGAAAUGACAUCGAUCUGAAACCGUUGGGCUCGAGAAUGUUGAACCGUCAGAGUUUUACCGUUUAUCAGGGAUUGGAUUCUAGCGGCCCGCUACGAUUUAUGGAAGUUCGAGACGAUGGAUUGGUCCUGAGAUCGGUGAACGGAGCCAUAAUCGAACGCUGGUGGUUCGAACGAUUAGUGAAUAUGACAUAUUCGCCGAGAACGAAAGUGAUAUGCUUGUGGCGCAGAAAUGGUGGCCAGACCCAAUUGCACAAAUAUUUCACGAAAAAAUGUAAGGAAUUGUACAAUUGCAUCAAAGAAGCUAUGGAUCGUGGCGGAAUUCCUGCAAAUAUCCCGGAAUUGGGUGGUGAAUUUCCCGUUCAGGACAUGACAACUGGAGAGGGUGGUUUGCUACAAGUUUGCUUAGAAGGUGUUGGUUUAUUGUUUGCCAAUAGUAAGGAUUUCGAGUUUUUCGUUCGUCUGGAUCAUAUCAGAAAAUGUUUUACCCAAAAAGGCGGCAUUUUCAUACUAGAGGAGUUCAAUCCCAAAACCAGGCAAAUCAUUCAGAGGAAAUACAAAUCUUCUAUGGCGGAUCAAAUAUGCUACUCGGUGUUGUGCGUGUUUUCGUACAUGGCAGCUGGUCAAGAGCAGAAAAAGGCAGCGCAAUUAUCGCCGAAACCACAGCAGAAAAAUCAACAAAAACUUCAAACUCAACCACAACCGCCACAGCAACAAAAGCAACAACAUUUACCUUCUCAAAAUACAACCUCACCAACUAUAACCAAACCGCAACAAAAGCAGACGCAACUGCACCAGCAAACACCACCACAACAACAACAACAACAAGUAGCUCAACCAAAACCUCAAACAGUAACCAUAAAACAAACAAUUCAGCCUCAAAAGCCAUUAGUCACAACAUCUGCAGUUCAGCCUCCCGCGCAAAAUCCACCAAUCACUUCUUCCACACCAAUCACACAGACCCGCCCCAUAGCAUCCACAUCGAUUACAAGCAAAGUUACUGAACAAAUCAAAAGUAAAUUGCCGCAGCUACCGCCACGCGUUCAAUCUCAAAGUUCAGUUACUAGCCGUGGUCCUCCACCUGCAAUUCCACCGCGAUCUGCCAAUGCUCCUCCGUUACCCAAUCGUUCCGAAUCGGUUCAAAUUCCAUCAAAAUCGGACGAACCAUCGAACCGAGCAUUGACACGACAAACGUCGGUCAAUUCCAUACCGCCACAGUAUACGCCACAGCCUCCACCGAAAUUUGUAAUACCGCAGCGACAGAAUUCACGCACAUCAUUGGGACGUCACAAUUCCGUCAGCGGACCAAGCAGUGGCAGUCCGACAAGUACAGGCAGUUCACCGCAAAUGACGCGCAAACACUGACAACGACACUCGAUACCAUUUCUGAACGAAAAUGCUCCCGUUUGUUUGCCGUCUUGCUUGCCAUGGUUUUAUAAAAUUUGAAUCACGUAUUGGGUCGUGAUUGGGUUGUUGUUCCUGGAGGGUAAGGUAUACAAUAAGUUUUAGAAAGAGACAAACGUGUGUGUGUAUGGACAAGAGUAUUGAUUAAAAUAACGAUGUGAGGGGGAAAGGGGGUUUAAAGAAUUUACAUGUUGUAUUAGUUAGACCGUUACCUUAGGACAUUUAAUAUUAAUGUUAACGUUAUGUUGUAGCUAGAACAAUAUCAAUGAGGAAUAUAUAUAUAAGCUUGGCAAAGAGCGAUGAAAGAGUUGGUACAGAGGAGAUCAUAAAAAUCAUCAUAAUUUUAAGCAAAUUAGCUAGAUGUAGCAUAUUUCAAAUUAGCAACAUGAAAAUCAUGUUUUAUUCGAAAUUAUCAACACGAACUAAUCCUAAACCGUAUUCAUAGACGCCUUUCAUAAACUCAACACUAAAACCAUUAAAAAAAAUCAAAAAUUUUAUUUUCUAUCUGCAUCAUCGACCUUGUCUUUGGUAAAUCUAAAAUUAUGAAACUUGCGCUAAAUAUUUUGGUUUUUGUUUCUCGCAUCUCUCACGAUCCGAAGUCGAUACUGUUGUUAUCCUGUUGAAUGUAAUUCAUCUCUUGAAUUUCUCGAUGGAAUACCGUGGAUGUGGAAAUCUAUUUUUCACUGUUCACUUUUCGAAAAACAGGUCGCUUUAGCCUUAGGAACCUAAUAAAGCCGUUUUGGUCAUACGUACGGAAGCAAAAGUAUUUUUCUAUGGCAUAGCCAGUCGCUAAACAUUCAACGGAUUUUAAUGAACCAAAUGAAGCAAUAAAAAUGUGUUCCGGAAUCCAGACUUCGGACAUAAUAAAAUUUCCUAUGAAAACAAUCCAAAUGCAUUACGAUCCCACAUCUUUAGCAUUCCCUGAUUCUGUUUAUCUCUUGCAUUUUACUGUAAACAAUUUUGGCGAGAAGGAGACGAGAUUUUUAAAAAUGAAACUCUAGGUGUUUGUAAAUCUAAAAAGUUAAUAGCAAAGAAAAUUUAAAGGAAAAACCAAACGCAAUAUUAUAAACUUAAAAGUAGUAAUACAUCAUAAAUACUAAAAAAAAUUCUGAUUAAAAUGAAAAUAAAAUUUAAAAAAAAUUUGGUGUUGAUAAACAAAAAUCAAUGUAUAUUGUAAGUGUGUUGAAAAUAAAAAAAAAUUGUGUUGGUGUCAGGAAAACAGUUUAAUCAACAAAUCACCAAAGUAAAAAAUAGGCUAAAAAUAAUUGAAAUAAAAGCAAAAUAUUUUUAUAAUAGCAGAGAAAUGAAAGGCAGACAGAGAGAGAGAGAAAAAACGUUUCAAAAGUUUAUGAAUUAGUUUUGAUUUAUUUCAAACUACACACAGAGCAUCCUAAUCGAAUAACUAUAA